AUGGACACCCUGUGCGACUCCGGCUCCAGCUCCUCCGGGGAGUAUCGCUCCAAGUUCUGGGACUCCAACCUGUCCCUGCACGCAGACAACCCGGACCUCACUCCCUGCUUCCAGAACUCCCUGCUGGCCUGGGUCCCCUGCAUCUACCUGUGGGCAGCACUGCCUUGGUACCUGUUCUACCUGCAGCGCCACGACCGAGGCUACAUCAUCCUUUCCUGCCUGUGCAGACUCAAGACGGUCGUGGGCGUCCUGCUGUGGGGUGUCUCCUGGACCGACCUCUUCUACUCCUUCUACCUCUUGAGCCAUGGCUGGGCCCCUGUCCCUGUCUUCUUUAUCACCCCCUUAGUGGUGGGGGUCACCAUGCUGCUGGCCACCGUGUUGAUCCAGUAUGAGCGGUUGAAGGGGGUGCAUUCCUCAGGGGUCCUUAUCAUCUUCUGGUUCCUGUGUGUGACUUGUGCCAUCAUCCCCUUCCGCUCCAAUAUCCUUUCGGCUUUGGCAGAGGGCAGGAUCUCAGAACCCUUCCGCUUUACCACCUUCUACAUCUACUUUACCUUGGUCUUCUUGGCCCUCAUCCUGUCCUGCUUCAGAGAGAAGCUGCCAUUUUUCUCCCCAAAGAAUUUCGACCCUAGACCCUGCCCAGAAGCCAGUGCGGGUUUCCUCUCGCGCCUUUCUUUCUGGUGGUUCACAGAGAUGAUCAUCCUCGGCUAUCGGCGUCCCCUGGAGGAGAAGGACCUCUGGCCCCUGAAUAAAGAGGACAGCUCCCAGGAGGUGAUGCAGAAGCUGCUGGAGGCUUGGAAGAAGCAGCAAAAGCAAGCGGCUCUAAACAAGGCUGUAGUGGUAUCUGGGAAGACAGUCCCCAGUGAGGUUGAGGUGCUGUUGGGGGGCCAGGCCAGGCCCAGGGAGCCCUCCUUCCUGAAGACCCUGCUGGCAACCUUUGGCUACCGCUUACUCGUCUGCGCAUGCUACAAGCUGAUGCAAGACCUGAUCUCCUUCAUCAAUCCGCAGCUGCUCAGCAUCCUCAUCAGAUUUAUUUCAAACCCUGAUGCUCCCAGCUGGUGGGGCUUCCUGCUGGCCGGGCUGAUGUUCGUGUGCUCCAUGGCCCAGACCCUGAUCUUACACCAGUAUUUCCACCGCAUCUUUGUGCUCGGACUGAGGCUUCGGACGGGCAUCAUAGGUCUCAUCUACAGGAAGGCCCUGGUCAUCACCAAUUCAGUCAAACGUGAGUCCACUGUGGGAGAAAUUGUCAACCUCAUGUCAGUGGAUGCCCAGAGCUUCAUGACCACUGCCCCCUACAUCAACCUGGUGUGGUCAGCACCCCUGCAGAUCAUCCUGGCUGUCUACUUCCUCUGGCAGAACCUGGGUCCUUCCGUCCUGGCCGGAGUCACCUUCAUGGUCUUGCUGAUCCCACUCAAUGGAGCCAUAGCCAUGAAGAUGCAGGCUUGGCAGGUAAAGAAAAUGAAGUUCAAAGACUCUCGCAUCAAGCUGAUAAGCGAGAUCUUGGGGGGCAUCAAGAUGCUGAAGCUGUAUGCCUGGGAGCCUGCCUUCCUGAAGCAGGUGGGAGACAUCCGUCUCCAGGAGCUCCGGCUCCUUCGGAAAGCUGCCUACCUCCACGCCAUAUCAACCUUCACCUGGGUCUGCUCCCCUUUUCUGGUGACUCUGGUCACCCUCGGGGUGUACGUGCUGGUGGACCAGAACAACGUGCUGGACGCUGAGAGGGCCUUUGUGUCCGUGUCCCUGUUCAAUAUAUUAAAGGUCCCCCUCAACAUGCUGCCCCAGUUCAUCAGCAGCCUAACCCAGACCAGUGUGUCUCUGAAGCGGAUCCAGCAUUUCCUGAGCCAAGCCCAGCUUGACCCCCGGAGUGUGGAGAGAAAGGCCAUCUCCCCAGGCUAUGCCAUCACCAUACACAAUGGUACCUUCACCUGGGCCCAGGACCUGCCCCCCACCCUGCACAGCCUAGACAUCCAGGUGCCCACAGGAGCCCUGGUGGCCGUGGUGGGACCUGUGGGCUGUGGGAAGUCCUCCCUGGUAUCUGCCUUGCUGGGAGACAUGGAGAAGCUGGAAGGCGAGGUGCAUGUACAGGGCUCCGUGGCCUAUGUGCCCCAGCAGGCAUGGAUCCAGAACUGCACUCUUCAGGACAACGUGCUGUUUGGCCGGCCCCUGGACCCCAAGUGCUACCAACGGGCUCUGGAGGCCUGUGCUCUGCUGCCGGACCUGGAGAUGUUGCCUGGUGGCGACCAGACAGAGAUUGGAGAAAAGGGCAUUAACCUGUCUGGGGGCCAGCGGCAACGGGUCAGUCUCGCCCGAGCUGUUUACAGUGACGCCGACAUAUUAUUGCUGGAUGACCCACUUUCAGCAGUGGAUUCCCAUGUGGCCAAGCAUAUCUUUGACCAAGUCAUCGGGCCAGAAGGGGUGCUGGCAGGCAAGACACGGGUGCUGGUGACACACAGCAUCAGCUUCCUGCCGCAGGCAGACUUCAUCGCAGUGCUCGCUGAUGGACAGGUGUCCGAGGUGGGCUCCUACGCAGCCCUGCUACAGCGCAGAGGCUCCUUUGCCAGCUUCCUACACACCUUCGCACCCAACAGAGAUCACCUGGAUGACAGCAAUGCCGCCCUGGCUGAUGCAAAGGAUGAGGAGGCGCCACUGACUGAAGAUACUCUCGGUGAUCGCACAGACCUGAUGGAUGAUGAGCCAGUCAUGUAUGGAGACAAGAAACAGUUCAUGAGACAGCUGAGUGUCAUAUCCUCAGAAGAGGAGGGCCAGGGCCAGUCUGUGCCCAGGAGACACCUGGGUUCAGCAGAAACUUUAGGGGAGGCAGCAGAGACAGAGCUGAGGGGCGGUGAAGGCAAAGGCACACUGGUGCAGGAGGAGAAAGCAGCAGCGGGCACUGUGAAGCUGAGCGUGUUCAGGGAUUAUGCCAAGGCUGUGGGGCUCUGCACCACACUGGUGGUCUGUCUGUUGUAUGCGGGUCAAAGCGCAGCUGCCAUUGGAGCUGACAUGUGGCUCAGUGCCUGGACCAAUGAGGCUGGGACGGGCCGACAGAACAACACCUCCUUGAGGCUGGGAGUCUAUGCUGCCUUGGGAAUUCUGCAAGGGGUCCUGGUGAUGCUCGCAGCCAUCACUAUGACGGUGGGUGGUGUCCAAGCUGCGGGCUUGCUCCACCAGGAGCUGCUGCACAACAAGAUGCGCUCCCCGCAGUCUUUCUUCGACACCACGCCUUCAGGUCGCAUCCUCAACCUCUUCUCCAAGGACAUCAACAUCAUCGAUGUUGUCCUAGUGCCCGCCACCCUCAUGCUGCUGAACUUCUUCCACAGUGCCUUAUCCACCAUCGUGGUCAUUGUGGCCACCACGCCACUCUUUGCAGUGGUCAUCGUGCCCCUGGCUGCUGUCUACAUCUUUGUGCAGCGCUUUUAUGUGGCCACAUCAAGGCAACUGAAGAGGCUGGAAUCCAUCAGUUGCUCGCCCAUCUACUCCCACUUUUCGGAGACAGUGACGGGUUCUAGUGUCAUCCGAGCCUAUGGCCGUAGUCAGGACUUUGAGGCCAUCAGUGACGCUAAGGUGGACACCAACCAGAAGAUCUGGUACCCCUACAUUGCCUCCAACCGGUGGCUGGGGAUCCAAGUGGAGUCUAUAGGAAACUUUGUGGUGCUCUUUGCUAUACUCUUUAGUGUGGUUGGGAGAAGCAGCCUGAGCCCAGGGCUGGUGGGCCUCUCUGUGUCCUAUGCCCUACAGGUAACUUUGGUCCUGAACUGGAUAAUACGUAUGCUGUCAGAGUUGGAAUCAAAUAUUGUGGCCGUGGAGAGAAUCAAUGAAUACUCUAAGACGGAGACAGAGGCCCCCUGGGUGGUGGCUGGCAGCUGCCCUUCCACGGGCUGGCCCCUGCAGGGCAAGGUGGAGUUCCGAAAUUACUCGGUGCGCUACCGACCAGGCCUGGAGCUGGUGCUGAAGGACCUGACGCUGCAAGUGCACGGCGGCGAGAAGGUGGGGAUUGUGGGGCGCACUGGGGCUGGCAAAUCAUCCAUGACCCUCUGCCUGUUCCGGAUUCUGGAGGCCGCAGAAGGUGAAAUCCUCAUCGACGGCCUAAACGUGGCCAGCAUUGGACUCCACGACCUGCGUUCUCAGCUCACCAUCAUCCCCCAGGACCCCGUCCUGUUUUCGGGGACCCUGCGUAUGAAUCUGGACCCCUUUGGCAAAUAUUCUGAGGAGGACAUUUGGCAGGCCCUGGAGCUGUCCCACCUGCGUGAUUUUGUGAGCUCCCAGCCGGCAGGCCUGGACUUCCAGUGCUCCGAGGGUGGCGAGAACCUCAGCAUAGGGCAGCGGCAGCUGGUGUGCCUGGCCCGAGCCCUGCUCCGCAAGAGCCGCAUCCUGGUUUUAGAUGAGGCCACGGCGGCCAUCGACCUGGAGACGGACAACCUCAUCCAGGCGAACAUCCGUACCCAGUUUGCGGCCUGCACAGUGCUGACCAUCGCACACCGUCUCCACACCAUCAUGGACUACACCAGGGUCCUGGUCCUGGACAAAGGGCUGGUAGCUGAAUUUGACUCUCCGACCAACCUCAUUGCUGCCAAAGGCAUCUUCUACGGGAUGGCCAGAGAUGCUGGACUUGCCUAAGCUGUUUGUGAGAUUUCCUCCUGGUCAUUCCUGGUUUUUGUCAGAAAGGGAAAGGACAUCACAUGUGCUGGAGACAUGGGUUAGGUGUUGCCCAUAAAGCCCUUCACAGGAUAACAGUGCUUUCGAUGAGCAAGUGAGGCCAAACAGGUGACCUCCAUGCCAAGGUCACGGCCAGCUGGAGGCAGAGCCUCGCCUCGUCCUCACAUGCCUGCUUCCUAAUUUAGUGUUAUGUCCCACUGUACUGUCUCAGCCAUUUCAAGGAAUGACCUAUCCAUCCCCCAUGAUUGUUCACAUUUUCUACCCUGAAGUACCUUAUUUUAAAAUAAAG
Condylura cristata (star-nosed mole) is the source of this 4936-nucleotide messenger RNA. RefSeq names its product ATP-binding cassette, sub-family C (CFTR/MRP), member 3 (gene ABCC3). Bases 1 to 4608 code for a protein of 1535 amino acids. Gene Ontology annotation, molecular function: ATP binding; ABC-type transporter activity; ATP hydrolysis activity. Gene Ontology annotation, biological process: transmembrane transport. NCBI's taxonomy places the organism in Eukaryota, Metazoa, Chordata, Mammalia, Eulipotyphla, Talpidae. The transcript has 31 exons. The record is from RefSeq and is a predicted model, not a curated record. Gene Ontology annotation, cellular component: membrane.